Hypoxylon trugodes is the source of this 1056-nucleotide messenger RNA. Its product is annotated as Dihydroneopterin aldolase-domain-containing protein. The transcript is spliced from 2 exons. Bases 1 to 1056 code for a protein of 351 amino acids. Lineage: Eukaryota; Fungi; Ascomycota; Sordariomycetes; Xylariales; Hypoxylaceae. Gene Ontology annotation, biological process: folic acid-containing compound metabolic process. Gene Ontology annotation, molecular function: dihydroneopterin aldolase activity. The record is from RefSeq and is a predicted model, not a curated record.
AUGCCUCCACCCGGCCCUCCCACCACCGGCGACGGCGCCGCAGAUCCACCCGCACCCCUCGUAAGCACCUGGCAAACCCGCGCCGACGCCGGACAACCCGUAGCCCUGGUCCGCGUGCGUAACCUCCAGGGCGCGAUACCCGUAGGUCGGGACGCAUGGGGUCGGUCAGGGAAAUUACAGCCCGUGUUACUGUCCUCUGAGAUAUCUUUCGCGCAUCCGUUUUCCGGGAACGCCACCGCCUCAUCUACGUCUAAAUCAGGCGAUACGGAUAAACUCGACGCGGGGACUGUGCAUUAUGGCACGCUGAGUAAGAAUUUGCUUAGUAGUUUAGAGCUAUGGGGGCAGGGGAAUAAACCGAGAUCGCAUCCGACGGGUGAGAGCUCGGUUGCUGCGAACGUGAUUGCGGCGACGGGGGCUACGACUGGGAGUAAGGAGAUCGAGACUCCGCGCACGGCGGAUGUGUUUGAGUUACUCUGGGUGCGGAUGACGGGGCGUGUUGUUGAUGGGAGUCGUGUUGCUUUACCCCCGGAUCAACUGCCGUUUUUAGAUGCGGCGAGAUUGCGCUCGUUGGCGCUCGAGGUUAGGUUGCCGAAGGCGUCGUUGCUUGGCGCUGGGGUGAGUUUGGAGGUUCGUGCUAGUUUUAGGGAUCAUAGCGUUCCUAAGAAGGAGGAGACGACUAGUAAAAACCCAUUGGUGUCGUACUCUCGCAGCUUAAGGAUCCGGGGUCUUCAUGUGCCGACUUUGAUUGGGGUUAAUUCGAAUGAGCGUGGUGCGAAGCAGAUGCUGAUUGCGGAUGUGGAGAUUGAUCGGUUUGAUGUUGCGGAGGAUAUUCAUAGUGAGCUGGAGAAGAUUGUGGUGGAGACGAUGGAAGCUUCAUCCUUUGAGACGCUCGAGGCCCUCGCGUCCCAUGUCGCUAAGAAAAUAUUAUCGGACUUUAGGAUUGGUGACGAUCCGAAGCCCAUGAAGGAAAGGGGGUGGCAGGUCAGGGUCUGUCUAGAAAAGCCGAUUGCUGUGCCUUUUGCGGAGUGUCCUUCUGUGGAGGUAACGAUGGGGUAA